Drosophila eugracilis is the source of this 776-nucleotide messenger RNA. RefSeq lists its product as uncharacterized. Lineage: Eukaryota; Metazoa; Arthropoda; Insecta; Diptera; Drosophilidae. The record is from RefSeq and is a predicted model, not a curated record. Bases 245 to 508 code for a protein of 87 amino acids. The transcript is spliced from 2 exons.
AAAGGGUUCAAACAACAGUUUUGUUAUGUUAAUAUUAAAUGAAAGUUUAACGUAAUUAUUUGUAUAUAUUUUAUUUUAUAGUUCAGUGAUAAGUGAUAAGUUUCAGUGAUAAGUUUCAAAUAAAGUGAAAAAAUAUAAGAAAAAGGGAGUCAAAUAUUAUUCCGCCAUUAAUCUUCUUCUUGCUAUUUAACCAUUCAGAACGCACUUAAAAACAAACAAGCACGCGGAGAUCUCAGCAUAAACAAUGGAAAUAACACAAAAAGCAAAGAAAUCGAAGACCUCCAAGAAGUCAAAGUCUCCGAAGGAUUCGGCAGUUUCGCUUAAAUUGAAUGCCCUGCAUCGCAAGCAAGGGGAAGUGGCCCGCGUGCUCAGUCUCAAACAGGAAAUAUUGUUAAAAUCGGGAGUGUCCUACCUUGAAUAUCAGGAGAUCCGAGCCGAAAUUGAAAGACUCAAUGGCUUAAUGGAGACAUUCUUACGUCGAAUUGAAAAAUUGAAACAAGACAAAUAAUUUAUAAACUUAUAGUUAUAGUUUUAGAAAACCUAUGAAAUCAGUCUGAAGUGUAAACGUAUAUUUAUUAGGUUAAUUUUUGGUCAUGCCAAUCUUUUAAUAUUCAAUAAUAAUGAUAACAAAUUAAUAUUUAACUCAAAGUCAGGAAUUCAUUGUUAGACAGCUAUAAAGAUAAAAAAUUAGUGUAUUAAUCUCCGGUUUCACUUGUUUCUCCAUACUUAUAUUAAAAAAAAAAGAAUAACAAUUCGAAAUACAAUGAAAAACUUAA